AUGCUUGAGGACUCGGGGUCACCAAAGCCGGUAGUAACCUUUCUGGGACCCGUGGCAAGCUACACACAUCAGGCUACCCUUGACGCCUUCAACUCUUCAGACUUUACCCUUACUCCCGUCAUCACCAUCGAAGACGUCUUCGCCUCUGUUCAAUCUGGCACUGCUCACCGCGGCGUCGUCCCCUUCGAGAACUCUUCCAACGGCUCCGUAGUCUUCACCCUCGACCUCUUCGCCGACCUGCAGCACAAGUACCCCGAAAUCAUCGUCUGCGGCGAGUCCUACAUCGCCGUGCAGCACUGUCUCCUCGGACAUCCUAAUUCCCGUCAUGCCUCUCAACCAAGUUCAGUAUCUGAGAGAUUUGGAGGAAGUAGGGUCGGAAGCGGUGUGAUUGAAAGUCCGCUUAGUAGUGGUGCCGUAACGCCCACCUCCACCAUCCCUAACCCGCAAAAGCCCACCGCCCGCCCUGCAGGUGACCUUUCCAAGAUCAAGAAGUUGUACUCCCACCCGCAGGCCUGGGGUCAGUGCAAAAUUUUCCUCAACACCUAUCUCAAGGGCGUGGAGAGGCAGGACGUCAGUUCCACGUCCCGCGCGGCGCAACUGGUGGCUGAGGAUCCCACUGGAGAAAGUGCCGCGGUGAGUAGUGUUAUUGCGGCGAGGAUUCAUGGGUUGGAGGUGUUGGCGAGAGGGAUUGAGGACCGUGGGGACAAUACGACGAGGUUUUUUGUUAUUAGGAAACGUGCUGAAGUUGAGGUUGGCGAGACGAAGUCGGUUGAGGGGAAGCAGAGUGGGAAAGAUGAACGAGGGGAGGGUGAUUGGAAAACGCUCGUCAGCUUCACGAUUGACCACGCGAACCUGGGUUCGUUGGCGCACUCGCUUGCGGUGUUUGAAAAGUAUGGGCUUAAUCUCACGUCCAUCAAUACACGACCUUCCGGCGUGGAGAAUUGGAACUAUAUUUUCUUUGUUGAGCUGAAGGGUCGGAAGGAAGAGGGAAUAGAAGACGGGCCUGUGAAUAAGGCCUUGAAAGAUUUGGACAGUGUGUGUAGGUCGUGGAGAUGGCUGGGCAGUUGGGAGAAUAGGCUUGCGCGGUGA
Messenger RNA from Didymosphaeria variabile, 1089 nucleotides. RefSeq names its product prephenate dehydratase (gene PHA2). Gene Ontology annotation, molecular function: prephenate dehydratase activity; chorismate mutase activity. Lineage: Eukaryota; Fungi; Ascomycota; Dothideomycetes; Pleosporales; Didymosphaeriaceae. The record is from RefSeq and is a predicted model, not a curated record. The transcript is spliced from 2 exons. Gene Ontology annotation, cellular component: cytoplasm. Bases 1 to 1089 code for a protein of 362 amino acids. Gene Ontology annotation, biological process: L-phenylalanine biosynthetic process.